Molecule: messenger RNA, 2152 nt
Organism: Bubalus bubalis (water buffalo)
Lineage: Eukaryota; Metazoa; Chordata; Mammalia; Artiodactyla; Bovidae
Product: sialic acid-binding Ig-like lectin 12
Exons: 3
Biological process (GO): cell adhesion
Cellular component (GO): plasma membrane
Molecular function (GO): sialic acid binding
Source: RefSeq, a predicted model, not a curated record
UCUUGAUUCCAGCUCGUGCUUCAUCCAGCCUGGCAUUUCGUUCGAAUGAUGUACUCUGCAUAGAAGGUAAAUAAGCAGGGUGACAAUAUACAACCUUGAUGUACUCCUUUCCCAAUUCGGAACCAGUCCCUUUUUCCAUUUCAGGUCCUAACUGUUGCUUGUUGACCUACAUGCAGAUUUCUCAGGAGGCAGGUACUUAUUAAAAAAAAAAACUUCUCCAAAUGCUGCUGGGACACACAGCAAUAUCACCUGUGACACGCCUCAGAGCAGUGCUGUGUGUCGGGGGAGGAAGUGAGGGCCCCGGGCAGGGGGCAUCUCUCCGGCUGGGACCAGGUGAGUCGUAUCCCUUCUGGUCUCCAGGUCACCACCCAGAGACGCUCACUGCUGGGGGGAUGCGUGAAUGGGUGGCUGGCUGCUGCCUUCACUCCACCCAGGAGCCCCUUCUUGUCUUCUGCUCCAGACACUCCCACAGACCAUAAAGAGCCCUGCAUCUCGCAGGAAUGACCACCCAAGGGUCUCCGUGAGGCUGUGACUGUCCAGGUCAAGAGUGGAGUUGAGCAGUGCCCUGGUGUAGACAGCAGAGCUCGGAUGGGAGAACCUUAGGAGGCCGCCUGAGUCCCAGCCCUCGGUGUCCUCAGAGGUCCGAGCUCUGGUGCUGGAGGGACGAGCCCCAGAUAGGGGUCAGGACAGGGGUCCCCUGCUUGUCUGCUCCUCUCUGGGCAGGUCUCUGGGGUCUCUGGGCCCAGGGGUGCCUGUCUGCUGUGUGUGGAGGGGGAGGAGCUCCGGCUCUGAAGUUUCUCUUCUGUGAACAGUUUCUUGCUCCUCCCCAGCUUCCCUCGGGUCUCCCUGCAGCCCUACCUCCCUCUCCCUUCCCUUCUCUUUUCAUACACAGGAGGCCCAGACACCCUCCAGUUCAGACAUGCUGCCGCCGCUGCUGCCGCUGCUGUGGGCGGAUGAGUGGAAGGCAGGGCGGGGGUCGCGGGUCGGGGGCUGGGCUGAUCCUCGGUUCCCCGCAGGGUCCCUGGCUUAUAAUUCGAGAUACUGGCUGGACGUGCAGCCUUCCGUGUCGGUGCAGGAGGGCUUGUGUAUCCGCGUGCCCUGCUCCGUCUACUAUCCCAGGGAAGGCUGAAAAGACUCCGACGCAGCUCAUGGCUACUGGUUCCGAGAAGGGGUGGAUACCGAUGGAGAUCCGGCGGCAGUGGCCACAAACAACCCAGCGCAUGCAGUGCUCAGCGAGACCCAGGGCCGAUUCCUCCUCCUUGGAGACCCCCGGACCAAAGACUGCUCCCUGGACAUCAGAGAGGCCCAGAGGAGGGACACAGUAGUAUACUUCUUUAGGUUGGAGAGAGGGCCUACUGUGAAAUAUAAUUAUAAAUGGCAUCCACUCUCCGUCCAUGUGAUGGCUCUGACAGAUACACCUGACAUCCACGUCCAGGGGACCCUAGCAUCUGGCCGCCCCACCAACUUCACCUGUGCGGUGCCAUGGGCCUGUGAGAUGGGGACACCACCCAUCUUCUCCUGGACCGGGGUCGCCCUCACCUCCCUGCACCCCAAGAGUCCCCACUCCUCAGUGCUCACCCUCACACCACAGCCCCAGGACCAUGGCACCAACCUCGCCUGUCGAGUGACCUUUCCAGGAACUGGCCUGAGCACACGGAAGACCAUCAGGCUCAAUGUGUCCUAUGCCGUGCAGAACCUGGAUAUUCGGGUCUUCUGGGAAAACAGCACAGGUGUGAGAUCCCUGGGCAGCAUGGAGGUCAGAUGGGGGGAUGCUGUGAAGACUAAACAGAAUCAGGCCCCUCAUCACUCAUCCCCUCUCGGCUCCUGCGUCUCCCCUCCCCUGUCCUCCUCUCUGUCCCCUGGCAGGACUCUCUCUGGGCCACUGUGGACUCCUAGGUGACUAUUCACUGUCAUCUCCCCUUGUUCCCUCUCUUCCCACCCCUCCUCACUGCUCACUUUCCCAUGCCAUCCUUUCCCUGAUUCUCUGUCAGUUUCCUGACUGUGCCAUCCCCAUCUCCCAGGAGUCUGAGUUCCCAAGCUGGGUACCAGGCUCCUGGUCUUCCCUCGUGUCUCAGAUGGUAAAGAAUCCACCUGCAAUGCAGGAGACCCAGGUUCGAUCCCUGGGUGGAAAGAUCCCCUGGAGGUUGAAAUG